AUGGCAAAGAUGAAAUCCAAGCAGGAAGGAGGCCUUGGAUCUUCUUCUUUUCGCAGAUCCGCAUGGCUAGCUCUGCCCUAAACGAUCGCUCACUGCUCUUCAACACUAAUCUCUUCACUUCUGCAUCUCCAGAUCUAACCAUCUAUACGACUAUGUAAUAUUCUCCCACAGUCACGGAGAAAUCGCAGCGGGAGCCUACCAGAACCAGAAGCUCACUGGACGACAACAUCUACGAAGUGACCUAAAUUGGGAGGAACCAAGAGAUCCUAAAUUGGCAAAAGAUGGGAAAGGCGUCUCACGGUUUAGGAUGCAGCAAGUUCAGCCGGCAUCCGGAGAGAUUUUCUCGCUUCGGAAGACGCGAGAGAUCGUCGGAUUGAGGAGUAGAACCAGACGAAUCGUCCGACUAAGAUCCUUCUCUUCACUGCGGAGAACGGAAGGGGAACGUUCUUCCCCUCACUCAGAAUCUUGGGGAGAAUCCCAAGAGAUCAAAAUAUGAUCGAAUGUGUGUAGUAAAGGGCUGAGGAAAACGAUUAAAAUAUGAACAAAGAGAAUUGCGACCAUCAGCCAUGGGGUAUACCUGCGGUUUGCGUAUUCGUAGAGUUUGCCGCGGGUGGAGAAGACGAUGAGGGCGACCUCGGCGUCGCACAGUACGGACAAUUCAUAUGCCUUCUUGAACAGGCCGUUGCGCCGCUUGCAGAAGGUCACCUGCCUGUUUGUGGUGUUCUCUAUCCUCUUUAUCUCGAUCUUCCCUCUACCCAUUUCCAACCCUUUUAUCUCUUCUGGUUUGAUCUAUCUUCCUUCCCCUCCCUCUUCCCCUCUCUCCCUCCCUCUCUCUCUCCCCUUCUCUCUUUCUCUCAGUGCUUUCUGGAGCCUGAAAACGGAGGAAAGGCAGAAAAUGGGGAACAAAUCCAGAAAGGGAAUCAGCGAGAGAUUAAAAGAACCAGAAUGGCAGCUCCAUCUUGAUAGGGCUGCAACAGGGAACGAGGAAGAGCCCUAAUUGGGAUCAGAGAGCGGGUAGAGAGAGGUUGUUGUUUCCACGGCUUACCUCGACAGAGAUGGAAGUGGGAGGAAGCGGAGGAUGGUGAGGCAAAUCUGAGAUGGGGGAAUGGAACAAGGAGAACGAUUUCCUUCCCCUUCAGAGAACUCUAGGGAAAACGGAAGCGGGUUUCUACAAGGGAUAGGUCUCCUUUUAUAGCCUCAGAAACAACCCCCACUCCCCAUCCCUUCUUACAGAGAUCAUUCCCUCUUGAUCCACCUUUUCCCCAUUUCCUCUCUCUCUCUGUCUCUCUCUCUCUCUCUCUCUCUCUACACCUGUAUCUAUCUAUCGAUCUAUCUCUCCAGCCGUGCUGAACAGUGGUCUACUGGUCUGUCGAGAUCCUUUUUAUCCAAUACACGGUUGGGGUAAUCCCCACUCUGUGUGUGCACCGAGGCCUAGAGAGAGAAAGGGUGAAAGAGAUUAUCAGUGCAGUUAAUAAGACCUCGGACUGUGGUCUACUGUGUUGCACUCGAGCUAAUUGGCAGCGAGCAGGAAACAGAGAAAGCCUUGUUCUCUCUCUUCGGUCUUUCCGAACUUCCCUUCUUUGGAUUUUAUGCGGCUAUAUGAUGCCACCAUGCCCAAUGAUCUCUGCGUAUACCCUCUUCUUCCCAAGAUCAAAGAUUUUGGAAUCCCCUCUUUCUCUCUCUCUCUCUCUCUCUCUCUCUCUCUCUCUAUACGCAUGUUAG
Messenger RNA from Spirodela intermedia, 1722 nucleotides. Lineage: Eukaryota; Viridiplantae; Streptophyta; Magnoliopsida; Alismatales; Araceae. The record is from the annotation of a GenBank genome assembly.